This is a messenger RNA of Vespula pensylvanica (western yellowjacket), 1305 nucleotides long. RefSeq names its product alpha-tocopherol transfer protein-like. Bases 147 to 1052 code for a protein of 301 amino acids. The transcript has 3 exons. Gene Ontology annotation, cellular component: membrane. Gene Ontology annotation, molecular function: phosphatidylinositol bisphosphate binding. The record is from RefSeq and is a predicted model, not a curated record. Lineage: Eukaryota; Metazoa; Arthropoda; Insecta; Hymenoptera; Vespidae.
CACGUUAUAACUUCGAAAGGUUUAACUGAUCUUCAAUAAAACCAACCAUAAUAUUGGUAUACAUCAAGUGUUAUUUAAAUUAGAGAAAGCAUAAAAAAAAAGUGAUUUUAGUUUCCGCUUUGUUAUAACUUUCAUUUACAAAUAAAAUGAGUAUAAUACCAAGAAUCAGUUACGAGGAAGAAUUACAAAAAAAUCCUGAAUUGAAAAACUCGGAUAUAGAAAUAUUGAAAGAAUGGUGCAAAAAGCAACCUCAUUUACCAAAAAUCACCGAUAGUGAAUUGGUAUUAUUUUUACAUAGCAAUUAUUACCGAUUGGAACCAACCAAAACUACAAUAGAUACGUACUAUACUGUACGAACUCACGUCCCUGAAUUCUUUUCUAAUAGAGAUCCACUUGGAUCAAAAUCACUUCGACAAAUAAUGAAAGUUGUUGCAAAUAUACCAUUGGAGAUGACAACGAAAGAGAGUUAUAAAAUAGUGUUCGCCAAACUACUCGAUACCGAUCCUUCACAUUAUGUUUAUAACGAUGGUAUGAAAUAUUUUAGCAUGCUUUUGGAUUACUGGCUCUAUACUGAAGGUACAGGAAUAGGCCAUAUAAUUCUUUUCGAUAUGGAAAGUGUGAGCUUUGGUCACGCAGGGCGAUUGAGUCCUAUGGGAUUGAAGAAGUUCCUUUACUACCUGCAAGAAGCUUUACCCGUUCGUCUGAAAGGUUUACAUUUUAUGAACACGACAGCAGUGAUGGAUGUUAUUCUAAAUAUGAUGAAGCCUUUCAUGAAAAAAGAAUUGAUGGAUGUGUUGCACGUGCACUCCACAUUGGAAAGUGUCGCUAAGUUUAUCCCGUUAGAAGCAUUACCGACUGAUGUGGGUGGCAAAGCAGGUUUUACCAAGGAUUUACACGAAAUAUAUACAAAAAAGAUUGAAAAUCAUCGAUCUUGGUUUCUGGACGAUGAGAUGAAUGGUCGAGUAAAUGAGGCUUUGCGACCUGGUAAAAGUAAAAAUAUAACGGAUCUCUUUGGAGUCGAAGGUAGCUUCAAAAAGCUUGAAAUAGAUUAACAUAAUGAAAUAAAUAUUUCGUAUGUAUAGUUUCGGCUAAAUCCAAACUAAGAAUGAAUAAAUAUAAUUGUUAAAAUUGGUAAUUAUUUCAAUAGAAAUAUUUUAAAUAAGGGAAAAUAAAAGAUUAAAUAAAUUAUGCUCCUAUAGUUAAUUCUUUUAUAAUUGCUUGCAUUUACUUCCAACAAAAUCUAAUCUCGAAAAAUUAUGUCAUACUUUUACGAGAAAAAUAUAUCGUAUUUUUUGCAAAAUCGUA